Messenger RNA from Fomitopsis serialis, 1372 nucleotides. Its product is annotated as NAD-P-binding protein. Gene Ontology annotation, molecular function: oxidoreductase activity, acting on the CH-OH group of donors, NAD or NADP as acceptor. Lineage: Eukaryota; Fungi; Basidiomycota; Agaricomycetes; Polyporales; Fomitopsidaceae. The coding region runs from base 399 to 1211 and encodes 270 amino acids. The record is from RefSeq and is a predicted model, not a curated record. The transcript has 7 exons.
UGACAGAUCCUGUUCACUCUCGACUCGGAUUGGCCUUCGGUGUACUCGCAAUGGCUCUAGCGAUUCAUGCCGAGCAGAAGGAAGCAGGCAUGCCGAAUGCACUCGAACGCGUCAACUUACCUGCCGUGAAGACGCGUUAGUGGCGGCAUGUCGCAAGUGAGUAGGAUUCAAGUUCUCAGACGCUCGCCGAUCGGCCGGAAGGUCCGUAAGAACGAUGCCGCAGGUGUCGUACGCAUUCGCAUCGACGUUUCCAUACACUGGCACCGCCCACGGUGAAUAUUGCUUACGCGUACCUGGUCCGCGACAUUUGUACAAAACCUGCGGCCCAGCAGUACUGGGUGAGGAUCCCAAUUUCACUGUCGAUCUCAUCCAAUCCUCCGACUCAGAACAUCAACAAGAUGCCCUCCUUCGCUGUGAUCGGUGCCUCGCGCGGGGUCGGCCUCGAACUUGUCCGCCAGCUCUCCGCCAAUUCAGCCAACACCGUUGUCGUGACCGUACGGAACAAAGAGAAGCCCACGUACCUCAAAGACUUGGUGCAGCGAUCAGAGAAUAACAACGUGUAUGUCAUCGAGGCGGACGUUGUGGACCAGCACGCCAUGGAGCUCGCAGCCGCCGAAGCGACGAAAAUUACUGGCGGAGCCCUGGAUGUUCUCGUCUAUAACGCCGCGCGCAUGGAGGCAGAGAAUAUGGUCAAGGGAUUCCUAGACUAUGAAACACCGGAGAAGCUCGACGAGGAGUUCAUCGCUUCCUUCAAGGUGAAUGUCCUCGGAGUCGUCCAUGCCGUCAAUGCCUUCUUGCCCCUUCUGCGCAAGGGCACGGCGAAGAAGAUCAUAACUAUAGGCAGCGAAGGCGGAGACUCCAGCCUCGUAUGGAAGAUGCGGCUCGCCAAGGCCGCAGCGUACGGGACGACCAAAGCGGCCGAGAACAUGGUUGCGACCAAGUAUGCGGCUGAGCUCGAGAACGAGGGGUUCACCGUCGUUUCCGUCAGUCCAGGCAUGGUCGACGUCUCUGCCACCGGGUCUGGUUACUCUGUGCCGCCUGAAGAGCUCAUGCCCACUGUCAACAAGAUCAUGAACGGAAUUUAUGCGGCUUUCCCAAAGGCCACCAUGAUCACGCCCGAGGAGUCGUGCCGCCGCCUGGUCAGCUUCAUCGACUCUGCCGGUCCCGCGGACAGCGGAAUCUUUCACCCCUCGACCGAGUACAUUUACUGAGCGCCUUUCGAGGGGAUAGAGUGGAACGGCUUUCUGUGUCGCAACGCUAGGCUAUUAAUGUGGCUAUGCAUCGCAGUAUUUGAUAGAUCACCCGUCCCGUAAAUGAACUGCUGCGUGAAGUAGUACGCAACAUAAGACAUCUACCGUGUCCAGUAAACUUA